This is a messenger RNA of Strongylus vulgaris, 579 nucleotides long. The record is from the annotation of a GenBank genome assembly. NCBI's taxonomy places the organism in Eukaryota, Metazoa, Nematoda, Chromadorea, Rhabditida, Strongylidae.
AAAUUCGUCGCGCCGAAAGAACGCCGUCCAGUUUACCAACAUAAAUGGACAGAGAAUGAUGAAGAUGAAAACGAAAGCGGUAGUGAAGGAGCUGCCGGUGGAAGAGUUGGAGUAGCUGGACCAGUAACCUCGAAACAGCAGCGAAUACCCAUUUAUAAAAGUAAUGAAGGGGCGAGAGUUCACAAAGUGAAAGAGGCCCACCAAUGUCUCGAAUCUGGAGAACAUGACGAUUUCAAACAGGAUAUUGAGUAUAUUCUUAGUACAAUGAAAGGAGAUUCUUCAGCUAACAUCAAGUGUUUAAGUGCUAUAUCACUAGCUCGAAAGUGUGUGUCACCCGAGUUUCGACAGUUUAUACGCAGUGAAGGCCUGGUUUCCAAUGUAUUCAAAGGUCUAGCGGAAGCUGCUAAUGACCAGAAUCUUGCUUUAUGUGCGUCUACAGUAAUAUAUCUUAUGUCGAGAGAUUUCAUCUCUAUACCUGUCGACGCACAUUCAUUGAGGCUAUUGUCGCAACUACUGCGUAUAGAGAAAUUGGAGCAGAACGAGGAACAGAAGAAGUAUGCAACUAUGGUUAGUUUAUGA